GAAAAUGAUGCGCGAAAGCAUAAUCUCAUUUCUAUCAGAAUUGACUAGGAGAGAGAGCCAUGGUUUUGGGGCUUUUGCCCAUCCAACCAAUUUUAAUGGCUUCUCUCUUUAGCCCACCUGUUGUUUCCUUUUCCCCAAUCAGACCUUCUUCGAAUCCAUCAAAAAUGGCAUCUAAUUUCAACCAUACCCUUCUGCGCAGAAGCUUUAGUAGCAGCGAUAACACUGACAUUAUUGGCGACACCAAACUCUUCUCGUCUUCUCUUUCAAUGGCUACUGGUUGCAGCUCUGAUGGUGCUGAUAAGACCUCUAGGAAGCUUCCUGUUCUGCUCUUUGACAUCAUGGAUACCCUCGUUCGUGAUCCUUUCUAUGAUGAUGUUCCCGCCUUUUUCAGAAUGCCCAUGGAGGAACUACUUGAACUCAAACAUCCAACUGUAUGGAUUGAAUUUGAGAAGGGUUUGAUUGAUGAGGCAGAGCUGGAAAAGAGAUUCUUUAAAGAUGAGCGACCAAUAGAUUUUGAAGGCCUCAAAAACUGUAUGAUAAGCGGCUAUUCUUACCUAGAAGGCAUUGAAGAAUUGCUAAUUGCACUUAAAGAGAAAAACUAUGAAAUUCAUGCGUUCACAAACUACCCUAUUUGGUACGAAAUGAUCGAGGAGAAGUUGAAAAUCUCAAAAUAUCUAUCCUGGACAUUCUGCUCUUGUAAAAACGGAAAGAGGAAGCCGGACCCUGAGUUCUACUUGGAAGCCUUGAGACAUCUCAAAGUUGAACCAGCUAGCUGUAUUUUCGUUGAUGACAGAAAGAAGAAUGUAGAAGCUGCAAAAGAAGUUGGCAUCAUUGGCCUACAUUUCAGGAGUGCAGAUUUGCUAUUUCAGGAUCUGUGCCUUCUAGGACUUGAUAUUUCACCUGAUGAACCUCGCCUAAAAUUGCCAACGACAUAAAUCCGCAGAACAUGCUUGGCGAGGUUCAUUCCCUUUUUUCCAUUUUCAAAAUGAAAAAUAAACUCAUCUUUCUUUUGAUUCAAUUGAUUUUCGUGUUGGAAUGCUGUUCUUGAUAUUGUUCCAGCUGGGGAUUCUUUUGUGGGAUUCUUUUUGUUCAUAAAGAAAAAAAGAAAUAAAACAUUAUCUGUAAUUUAUUCAAAUUAUGAGCAGAAUCAGCAGGGCUUAUAUCAAUUGGGUAUUUUUUCAUUGGGAUCUGUAUACUAGUUGGAAGAAAGGACAUGAAUGUGGAAGCAAUAUCAACAUUGUCUUUUCAGAAUA
This is a messenger RNA of Benincasa hispida (wax gourd), 1253 nucleotides long. It is a transcript of the gene FHY1, whose product is annotated as Haloacid dehalogenase-like hydrolase (HAD) superfamily protein. The record is from RefSeq and is a predicted model, not a curated record. Lineage: Eukaryota; Viridiplantae; Streptophyta; Magnoliopsida; Cucurbitales; Cucurbitaceae.